This is a messenger RNA of Pleurotus ostreatus (oyster mushroom), 480 nucleotides long. RefSeq lists its product as uncharacterized. Bases 1 to 480 code for a protein of 159 amino acids. NCBI's taxonomy places the organism in Eukaryota, Fungi, Basidiomycota, Agaricomycetes, Agaricales, Pleurotaceae. The transcript is spliced from 3 exons. The record is from RefSeq and is a predicted model, not a curated record.
AUGGAUAAGAUUGUCACUGUAUACCGCAAGAAGUUUGCUAACGCGGUAGGCCUGACACGUGACCAAGAACUCAUUCUCUCCCCCGUUGGUUUUCUAGCUGCCAGGAAACAAGACAUGACUUGGUCGGACAGCGUCGUUGAACAAUUCAGCCUCGUCGAUCUCUUCACCACUGACGAGAGCGACUUCUAUGGACCCUACAACACCCUCUUGUUCGAGCUCUUCCCUGCCAAUGAGCACUAUCAAUCUCUUCGCGAACGGAGGCCGAUGACCAGUGCCAUGGGCACAAAUUUCUCUAUCUACGAGUUGACGACGGCCAAUAACCAACUCCUGCCUGUGCGCAUCAUCCCCGAUCCCCGAUUCCUUAUCGAUACGGCACCCAAGGAGCAAUGGAGCUAUGAUAUCCUGGAUCCCGCUGGAGAAGCAAAGAUGAGAGAGAUCGUGGAAGAGGUCAAGGCGAUGUCAGUAGUUCCCAAUCCCUGA